Esox lucius (northern pike) is the source of this 2400-nucleotide messenger RNA. RefSeq names its product serine/threonine kinase 17a (gene stk17a). Gene Ontology annotation, biological process: positive regulation of apoptotic process; protein phosphorylation; intracellular signal transduction. Lineage: Eukaryota; Metazoa; Chordata; Actinopteri; Esociformes; Esocidae. The coding region runs from base 320 to 1549 and encodes 409 amino acids. Gene Ontology annotation, cellular component: nucleus. The record is from RefSeq and is a predicted model, not a curated record. Gene Ontology annotation, molecular function: ATP binding; protein serine/threonine kinase activity. The transcript is spliced from 7 exons.
UGCAUUCGUCCGUUGUUCAGACGGAUGAAUGUGCUGGCUGCCUCGCAACACACUCAAUGCAGUUUAAAAAUAUUGAAACGUAGUUGCGCGCUUCGACAUCCAAUGAACAUAAAAAUAAUUCCCUCAUCUGCAAAAUUCGUGAAGCAUGAGUCAUUAUUUUGUUACUCCUAAAGCAGUUACAAGUACACUUACUGCUUUUGUAGUAAUUUGAGAGCAACGUUUAGCCUCCCGGACUUUUGGGUUGUUAGCUGUUUGCUUUGUUUGAAAGUGACUGGAGAAUCCAAGCUGUAAAAUAUUCAGUCUUCACGAAAUCUACGCGAUGAUUCCUGAAUGUACCCGGAGCAGCGAAACAAGGAGCCGAACGCGUUGUCACUAUGGUCAGGCAGCCGAACCAAACCAGAACCGUUGUGGUCUACUUUCCCAAAUCAAAACUCCUAUCAACAACGAACCAUUUACUGACCACUACACCAUCAUUCCGGGCAAAGAGCUUGGCAGGGGGAAAUUUGCGGUGGUGAGGAAGUGUGUGGAGAAGUGCACAGGACGGGAAUACGCAGCCAAAUUCAUGAGGAAGAGGAGGAAGGGGCAGGAUUGCCGGCUGGAUAUCAUCCACGAAGUGUCUGUCCUGGAGCUCGCCAGGGCCAGCCAGCGCGUGGUCAACCUGUAUCAGGUCUAUGAGAUGGCCUCAGAGAUGGUGCUUGUCCUUGAGUUUGCGGCCGGUGGGGAGAUUUUUAACCAGUGUGUAGCGGAGAGGGAUGAGGCCUUUAAACCGGAUGACGUCAAAAGGCUAAUGACCCAGAUCUUAGAGGGGGUCUGUUUCCUCCACCAGAACAACGUAGUGCACCUGGACCUCAAGCCCCAGAACAUUCUGCUGACCAGUGAUGUUCCUCUGGGGGACAUCAAGAUUGUGGACUUUGGUCUGUCCAGGAUGGUGAACAGCAGCCAGGAGCUCAGGGAGAUCAUGGGAACCCCGGAGUAUGUGGCUCCGGAAAUACUGAAUUAUGAGCCAAUUAGCACAGCAACAGAUAUGUGGAGCAUUGGGGUGCUGGCCUACGUGAUGUUGACCGGCAUCUCUCCAUUCCUAGGGGAAGAUAAGCAGGAGACCUUCCUCAACAUCUCCCAGAUCAACAUCAGUUACCAGGAGGAAGAGUUGGAGCAUGUAGACAGGGCCGCCAUCACCUUCAUCAAGGCUUUGCUCAUCAAAGAACCACAAAACCGAGCCACAGCAGAAGAGUGCCUGCAGCACCAGUGGCUCCGGCCUACAGAGCCAGCGGAGAAAGAGACCACUGUCCAGGUGAGAGAGACGAUCAGCCCCACGGAGCGCACCUCAGAGCCAGCUAGCCCAGAGAGCCCCAUCAGAGAGGAAGAGGAGGAGGAGGAAGGCCCAGUAACAGAGGAGCUGAUCGUCAUGGCUGCCUACACACUGGGGCAGUGUCGCCAGUCAACGGACAAGGAGGUCAUGACCCCAGACCAGAAGGCCAUAUCCAAGCGCUUCAAGUUUGAAGAGCCCUUCAGCGCUCUCCAAGAGGUGCCUGGGGAGUACAUCUACUAAAGGACAGACACACCUUAGCCUCUAAACCUGGGUUCCUUGCUUUGAUCCUGGGUAGAAACUGGUAUGUGGUCUCCAUGCUAGAGCCUGAGGAAACAUUUCACCCUUUAUUGUCCAACUUGUAAGCCAAACCUUUCUUGUUGGUCAGUGUGUUUUUUUUUAUGUUUGUGCUGCUUUACUAUCCACGGGAAUUAUGAGAGUAAAGCCCUGUUGUAAUACCUGUUUGGUUUUUGGUUGCUUUUUACUUUGGUGCUUGGAGAAUUAGAGAAGACUUGGGCCAUAAAUGGAAUUGCAUAUUUUUGUUUGUCUGAUUGUUCUAUUUUGUCCAUGUUUUAUCUUGCCAUCUCUUAAGACAGAGGUCUUUAACCCACUCAUUAGGGAGACCCAGAUGUACCAUAAUUGUGCAGCCCUGAACAGGCACAGCAGAUUCACUGAUCAAGGGCUUGAUGCUUAGCUGUCCAGUCAAAUCCAGUAUCGGGAAUAGAUCAGAUACAUGGAAUGUCAGUGUGUCCCUGGGGACAGGGUUGAAUACCUCUGUUAAGUUCUGUUUUAGAUAUCUUCUAUAAGGGUUAAGCAAGUUUUGCGUUGUUCAGAGUGUAUAUCUCAAACCAAUACUCUUUAUAAAGCCAUUGCACGUAUAUGACUCCAAACUGGGAAAAUCCAAAGGUUUUAAGUUCUUCAGCAAUAACUGCAAAUCAUUUACACUUGUAUAUGCAGAAAGUGCUUGUUUUCCUUUCAUAAUUCCUAGUAGUUUGAUAGUUUGUCCCUGUCAAACGAGAAGCCCCUUUACUAUGGGAACACAUUUGUACAUGAAUGUCCUGAUACUGUAAAUAAAGAGAAGUCUCUAACCUUUU